Molecule: messenger RNA, 10761 nt
Organism: Gavialis gangeticus (Gharial)
Lineage: Eukaryota; Metazoa; Chordata; Crocodylia; Gavialidae
Gene: KALRN
Product: kalirin, RhoGEF kinase
Exons: 59
Coding region: 259-8850 (2863 amino acids)
Biological process (GO): axon guidance; protein phosphorylation; intracellular signal transduction
Cellular component (GO): postsynaptic density; cytoplasm
Molecular function (GO): protein kinase activity; protein binding; guanyl-nucleotide exchange factor activity
Source: RefSeq, a predicted model, not a curated record
GUGCUGUUGUUGUUUUCCUGUUUUGCAGGGUCUUUUCGAAACGAUGGCUUAAAAGCGGCUGAUGUCCUUCCCAUCCUGAAGGAGAAAGUGGCCUUUGUGUCAGGUGGCCGUGAUAAACGAGGUGGUCCCAUCCUGACCUUCCCAGCACGCAGCAAUCACGACAGAAUAAGGCAGGAAGACCUUCGGAAACUUGUGACUUAUUUGGCCAGUGUGCCAAGUGAAGAUGUCUGUAAACGAGGAUUCACUGUUAUCAUUGAUAUGCGGGGAUCCAAAUGGGACUUGAUCAAGCCUUUGCUGAAGACCCUUCAGGAAGCCUUUCCUGCUGAGAUUCAUGUUGCCCUGAUCAUCAAACCUGACAACUUCUGGCAGAAGCAGAAAACUAAUUUUGGCAGUUCCAAAUUCAUCUUUGAGACAAGUAUGGUUUCUGUUGAAGGCCUGGCAAAGCUUGUUGAUCCUUCCCAACUGACUGAUGAGUUCGAAGGAUCCUUGGACUACAAUCAUGAUGAGUGGAUAGAGCUGAGAGUCUCCUUGGAAGAGUUUUUCAACAGUGCCAUCCAUUUGUUAUCAAGGCUAGAGGACCUUCAGGAAAUGUUGGCUAGGAAAGAAUUUCCAGUUGAUGUUGAAGGGUCAAGGAGGCUGAUCGACGAGCAUACGCAGCUCAAGAAAAAAGUGAUCAAAGCACCCGUGGAGGAACUGGACCGAGAGGGCCAAAGGUUAUUACAAUGUAUAAGGUGCAGCGAUGGUUUUUCUGGUAGGAACUGCAUUCCUGGAAGUGCCGACUUCCAAAGUCUUGUGCCAAAGAUCACCAGCCUCUUGGACAAGUUGCAUUCUACACGGCAACAUUUGCACCAGAUGUGGCAUGUCCGCAAGCUGAAACUAGACCAGUGCUUUCAACUCCGACUCUUUGAGCAAGAUGCAGAGAAGAUGUUCGACUGGAUCAGCCACAACAAGGAGUUGUUCCUACAGAGUCACACAGAGAUCGGCGUGAGCUACCAACAUGCCCUCGACUUACAGACGCAGCAUAAUCACUUUGCUAUGAAUUCCAUGAACGCCUACGUCAACAUCAAUCGCAUCAUGUCAGUGGCAUCCAGGCUCUCAGAGGCAGGCCAUUAUGCUUCCCAGCAAAUUAAACAAAUCUCCACCCAGCUGGAUCAAGAAUGGAAGAGCUUCGCUGCAGCCCUGGAUGAGCGCAGCACCAUCCUCGCCAUGUCUGCUGUAUUUCACCAGAAGGCCGAGCAGUUCCUUUCAGGUGUGGAUGCCUGGUGUAAAAUGUGCAGUGAAGGAGGUCUCCCAUCAGAAAUGCAAGACCUGGAGUUGGCCAUCCAUCACCAUCAGUCCCUCUAUGAACAGGUGACCCAGGCCUACACAGAGGUAAGCCAAGAUGGGAAGGCCUUGCUGGAUGUCCUGCAGCGUCCCUUGAGCCCUGGGAACUCUGAAUCCCUCACUGCCACGGCAAACUAUUCCAAAGCAGUCCACCAAGUUUUGGAUGUAGUACAUGAAGUCUUGCAUCACCAGCGGCGCCUAGAAAGCAUCUGGCAGCACAGAAAGGUCCGGUUGCAUCAAAGGCUGCAGCUCUGUGUUUUCCAGCAGGAUGUUCAACAGGUAUUGGACUGGAUUGAAAACCAUGGGGAAGCCUUUCUUAGUAAACACACUGGAGUGGGAAAAUCGCUACACAGGGCACGAGCCCUUCAGAAGAGACAUGAUGAUUUUGAAGAAGUUGCACAGAACACGUACACCAAUGCAGACAAGCUCUUAGAGGCUGCAGAGCAGUUGGCUCAGACUGGGGAAUGUGAUCCUGAAGAGAUCUACAAAGCAGCCCGGCAUCUGGAAGUGCGGAUUCAGGACUUUGUCCGGAGAGUGGAACAAAGGAAACUUCUCCUGGACAUGUCUGUCUCCUUCCAUACCCACACCAAAGAGCUGUGGACAUGGAUGGAAGAUCUGCAGAAGGAGCUCUUAGAGGAUGUCUGUGCUGAUUCAGUGGAUGCCGUUCAGGAGCUUAUCAAGCAGUUCCAGCAGCAGCAGACAGCUACCCUGGAUGCUACUCUCAACGUUAUUAAGGAAGGGGAAGAUCUAAUCCAGCAGCUCAGGGACUCAGCGGUUUCCAACAACAAGACUCCGCACAAUAGCUCCAUCAGCCACAUUGAAUCUGUCCUUCAGCAGCUCGACGAGGCCCAGGUACAGAUGGAAGAGCUUUUCCAUGAGAGGAAAAUUAAGCUAGACAUUUUCCUUCAGCUCCGGAUCUUUGAGCAGUACACCAUCGAGGUAACGGCAGAGUUAGACGCCUGGAAUGAAGAUUUGCUGAGGCAAAUGAACGAUUUCAAUACUGAGGAUCUCACUCUGGCUGAGCAGCGCUUGCAGCGCCACACGGAGCGGAAGCUGGCCAUGAACAACAUGACCUUCGAGGUUAUCCAGCAAGGGCAAGAUUUACAUCAGUACAUCAUGGAAGUCCAGGCUUCAGGCAUCGAGCUGAUCUGUGAAAAGGACAUUGAUCUUGCAACGCAAGUGCAAGAGCUGCUGGAGUUCCUCCACGAGAAACAGCAUGAGCUAGAGCUUAACGCCGAUCAGACUCACAAGCGGCUGGAACAGUGCCUGCAGCUCCGACACCUCCAGGCGGAGGUCAAGCAGGUGCUGGGCUGGAUUCGGAACGGGGAGUCGAUGCUCAAUGCCAGCCUCGUCAAUGCAAGCUCCCUCUCAGAAGCUGAGCAGCUCCAGCGAGAACAUGAGCAAUUCCAGCUGGCCAUAGAGAAGACGCACCAGAGCGCCCUGCAGGUCCAGCAGAAAGCUGAAGUGCUGCUACAGGCUGGACACUACGAUGCAGAUGCUAUCCGGGAGUGCGCUGAAAAAGUGGCACUACAUUGGCAACAGCUGAUGCUGAAGAUGGAGGACAGGCUCAAGCUGGUCAACGCAUCGGUUGCUUUUUAUAAAACCUCCGAGCAGGUCUGCAGCGUCCUGGAGAGUCUGGAGCAGGAGUACAGACGGGACGAAGACUGGUGCGGCGGCCGGGACAAGCUGGGGCCGGCGGCUGAGAUUGACCACGUCAUCCCGCUGAUCAGCAAACAUCUGGAACAGAAGGAAGCUUUUCUCAAGGCCUGCACAUUAGCACGAAGGAACGCUGAAGUAUUCCUCAAGUACAUUCACAGGAACAAUGUCAGCAUGCCUGGAGUAGCAAGCCAUACCAGGGGGCCUGAGCAGCAAGUGAAAGCUAUUCUCAGCGAGCUGUUGCAGAGAGAGAACCGGGUUCUUCAUUUCUGGACCUUGAAGAAACGGAGAUUAGAUCAGUGCCAACAAUAUGUGGUCUUUGAGCGCAGUGCCAAGCAGGCCUUAGACUGGAUCCAAGAAACAGGCGAGUAUUACCUCUCCACCCACAACUCCACAGGGGACUCAGCAGAAGAAACUCAGGAACUCCUAAAAGAAUAUGGGGAAUUCAGAGUACCCGCCAAGCAAACCAAGGAGAAAGUGAAGCUUCUCAUCCAGCUGGCUGACAGUUUUGUAGAAAAAGGACAUAUACACGCCACUGAAAUCAGGAAAUGGGUCACCACGGUUGAUAAACACUAUCGAGACUUCUCUCUGAGGAUGGGAAAGUACCGCUACUCAUUGGAGAAAGCCCUUGGAAUUAAUACAGAGGAUAACAAGGACCUGGAACUGGACAUCAUUCCAGCUAGUCUUUCAGACCGGGAGGUGAAGCUGCGAGAUGCUAAUCAUGAGGUUAAUGAAGAAAAAAGGAAGUCAGCCCGAAAGAAAGAAUUCAUUAUGGCUGAACUGCUUCAGACAGAAAAAGCUUAUGUCAGGGACUUACAUGAAUGCUUAGAGACCUACCUUUGGGAGAUGACCAGUGGAGUAGAGGAGAUACCCCCUGGGAUACUUAAUAAAGAACAUAUCAUCUUUGGCAACAUUCAGGAGAUCUAUGACUUUCAUAACAACAUUUUCCUGAAAGAACUAGAGAAAUAUGAACAACUGCCUGAAGACGUGGGCCACUGCUUCGUCACCUGGGCAGAUAAAUUUCAGAUGUAUGUCACCUACUGCAAAAACAAACCUGAUUCUAGCCAGCUCAUCCUGGAACAUGCCGGGACUUUCUUUGAUGAAAUUCAGCAAAGACAUGGUCUAGCCAACUCCAUCUCCUCGUAUUUAAUCAAGCCUGUCCAGAGGAUCACCAAAUACCAGCUUUUACUGAAGGAGCUGUUAACAUGCUGUGAAGAAGGCAAAGGGGAACUCAAAGAUGGCCUAGAAGUAAUGCUUAGCGUCCCUAAGAAAGCCAAUGAUGCCAUGCAUGUCAGCAUGCUGGAAGGAUUUGAUGAGAACCUGGAUGUUCAGGGAGAGCUGAUUCUGCAGGAUUCCUUCCAGGUGUGGGACCCCAAGUCUCUCAUUCGGAAAGGCCGGGAGAGGCACUUGUUCCUCUUUGAAAUCUCUUUGGUUUUUAGCAAGGAGAUCAAAGAUUCUUCAGGACACACAAAAUAUGUUUACAAGAACAAAUUACUGACCUCAGAACUGGGAGUGACUGAGCAUGUUGAAGGAGAUCCCUGUAAGUUUGCCUUGUGGUCUGGGCGGACACCAUCUUCAGACAAUAAAACAGUGUUGAAGGCAUCCAGUAUUGAAACAAAACAGGAAUGGAUCAAAAAUAUCCGGGAAGUCAUUCAAGAAAGGAUUAUCCAUUUGAAAGGAGCUUUGAAGGAACCAAUCCAGCUCCCGAAGACACCAGCAAAGCAGAGAAACAACAGUAAAAGAGAUGGAAUAGAAGAUGCGGACAGCCAAGGAGAUGGUAGCAGUCAGCCCGACACCAUUUCCAUUGCAUCCAGGACCUCACAAAACACAGUGGACAGUGAUAAGCUGUCUGGAGGCUGUGAACUCACCGUGGUGCUACAAGACUUCACUGCCAGCCAUAGCAGCGAGCUGAGCAUCCAAGUGGGACAGACCGUGGAGUUACUAGAGAGACCGAGUGAAAGGCCGGGCUGGUGUUUGGUACGGACGACGGAGCGGAGCCCGCCUCAGGAAGGUCUCGUCCCCAGCAGCACUCUCUGCAUCUCCCACUCCCGGAGCAGCGUGGAGAUGGACUGCUUCUUCCCUUCAGGAAAAGAUGGAUAUUCGGUCUCAUCUAAUGAAAAUGGAGGCAAGUCUGACUCGGUGGCCAAUUUGCAGCCUCAGCCAUCCCUCAACUCAAUCCAAAGCUCUCCGGGCCCAAAGCGGUCAACCAACACACUCAAGAAAUGGCUGACAAGCCCCGUGCGUCGGCUGAACAGCGGGAAGGCGGAGAGUAACAUCAAAAAACAGAAGAAGGUCCGAGAUGGCAGGAAGAGCUUUGACCUGGGCUCCCCGAAGACGGGAGACGAGACCACGCCUCAAGGGGACAGUGCAGAUGAGAAGAGCAAGAAAGGUUGGGGAGAAGAUGAACCAGAUGAAGAAUCGCACACACCACUCCCCCCUCCGAUGAAGAUUUUUGAUAAUGACCCUGCACAGGAUGAGAUGUCCUCCUCUUUGCUAGCUGCUCGUCAGAGCUCCUCCGAUGUGCCAACUGCUGCGGAUCUUGUCAGUGCAAUAGAAAAGUUGGUCAAAAGUAAGCUGACCCUAGAAGGAGGAUCUUAUCGCGGAAGCUUAAAAGAUGCCACUGGCUGCUUAAAUGAAGGGAUGACGCCUUCCACUCCCCCAAGAAACCUUGAAGAGGAGCAAAAAGCCAAAGCAAUGAGAGGCAGGAUGUUCGUCUUAAAUGAGCUGGUACAGACUGAGAAAGACUAUGUCAAAGAUUUGGGAACUGUGGUAGAGGGCUUCAUGAAGAGAAUAGAAGAAAAAGGGGUUCCUGAAGAUAUGAAAGGGAAAGACAAAAUUGUGUUCGGCAAUAUCCACCAGAUUUAUGACUGGCACAAAGACUUUUUCCUGGCUGAACUGGAAAAGUGUCUUCAGGAACCUGACCGCUUAGCGCAGCUCUUUAUAAAACAUGAAAGACGAUUGCACAUGUACGUGGUGUAUUGCCAAAACAAGCCACGAUCAGAAUACAUAGUAGCUGAAUACGAUGCAUAUUUUGAGGAGCUUCAGCAAGAAAUAAACCAGCGGUUAACUCUCAGUGACUUUUUGAUCAAACCCAUCCAGAGAAUAACAAAAUACCAGCUUCUACUCAAGGACUUCCUGAGAUACAGUGAAAAAGCUGGACUGGAAUGUUCUGAGACAGAGAAAGCAGUUGAAUUAAUGUGCCUUGUACCAAAACGUUGCAAUGAUAUGAUGAACCUGGGCCGUCUUCAGGGCUUCGAGGGCAAGCUGACGGCUCAAGGAAAGCUGCUGCAGCAGGAUACCUUCUACGUCACCGAGCAGGACUCUGGCAUGCAGUGUCGGCCAAAAGAGCGGAGGGUCUUCCUCUUUGAGCAAAUAGUCAUCUUCAGCGAGCUUCUUAGGAAGGGCUCUCUGACACCAGGCUACAUGUUCAAGAAAAGCAUAAAGAUGAACUACCUAGUCCUCGAAGAAAACGUGGAAAAUGAUCCCUGCAAGUUUGCUGUCAUGAACCGGGAAACAUCCGAGCGAGUGAUUCUACAGGCUGCCAAUCCUGAAAUCCAGCAAGCUUGGGUACAGGACAUCAAUCAGGUCCUGGAAACGCAAAGAGACUUUCUAAAUGCACUGCAGUCUCCUAUCGAGUAUCAACGCAAAGAAAAUAGCUCAGCAGUAAUGAGGCCCCAAACUAGUAGGGUGCCUCAGCCCAACAGCAGACCCUAUUCUUCUGUUGCAGUCAGCUCUGAGAAGCCUUUGAAGGCUGCAAGCCGUAACCCAUCUCUCCCACCCUUGAAGAUAUCUACCUCCAAUGGCAGUGCAGGGUAUGAACACCAGCAGCCUGGGGACAAAUAUGAACAAAGCAAGAAUGACCUGGGAGGGUGCAAUGGGACCUCUUCCAUGGUGGUAAUCAAAGAUUACUAUGCACUGAAGGAGGACGAGAUCUGCGUGAAUCAGGGUGAGGUGGUUCAGAUCCUCGCCAUCAACCAGCAGAAUAUGUUCCUGGUGUACCAGCCUGCAAAUGAUCACUCCCCAGCCGCUGAGGGAUGGAUUCCAGGAAAUAUCUUGGCUCCCCUCACUAAAUCCACUACAGAUAAUACCGACGGAAGCAUCAAGAAGUCAUGUUCAUGGCAUACCCUGCGCAUGAGAAAGCGGGCGGAAAUGGAGAGCAGUGGCAAAAAUGAAGCCAAUGGGCCACGUAAAUCCAAGGAUAUUCUGGGCAACAAAGUCUCUGUUAAAGAGACGAACAGCUCAGAGGAAUCAGAGUGUGAUGACCUUGACCCCAAUACUAGCAUGGAGAUCAUUAACCCAAAUUUCAUCCAAGAAGUGGCUCCUGAAUUCCUUGUGCCACUAGUGGAUGUUACCUGUUUGCUGGGCGACACGGUGAUGUUGCAGUGCAAAGUCUGUGGACGCCCAAAGCCAACCAUCACCUGGAAAGGACCAGAUCAAAAUAUCCUUGACAAUGACAACAGCACAGCCACUUACACAGUGUCGUCCUGUGAGUCUGGGGAGCUCACCCUGAAGAUCUGCAACCUGAUGCCUCAGGACAGCGGCAUUUACACCUGUGUGGCAGCCAAUGAGCAUGGAACGGCUUCCACCUCCGCUACAAUCAAAGUGCAAGGUGUUCCAGCAGCCCCGAACCGCCCCAUUGCUCAGGAAAGAAGCUGCACAUCAGUGAUCCUGCGCUGGAUGCCCCCAUCCAGUACAGGAAAUUGUACCAUUUCUGGCUACACCGUAGAAUACAGAGAAGAAGGAUCCCAUGUCUGGCAGCAGUCGGUCGCCUCAACAUUGGAUACCUAUCUUGUCAUUGAAGAUCUAACCCCAGGAUGCCAGUAUCAGUUCAGAGUCAGUGCCAGCAACCCCUGGGGAAUUAGUUUGCCUAGUGAGCCAUCAGAGUUUGUGAGGCUCCCAGAAUACGACUCUGCUGCUGAUGGUGCCACUAUUUCAUGGAAAGAAAACUUUGACUUUGCGUACACAGAACUGCAUGAGAUUGGGAGGGGUCGAUUCGCCGUAGUAAAGAAAUGUGUUCACAAAGCCACCCGGAAAGAUGUUGCCGUGAAAUUCAUUAGCAAAAAAAUGAAAAAGAAAGAGCAGGCGGCACAUGAAGCGGCUUUGCUACAGCACUUACAGCACCCGCAGUACAUCACCAUCCAUGAUACCUAUGAGUCACCCACUUCCUAUAUCUUAGUUUUGGAACUGAUGGACGAUGGCCGUCUCUUGGAUUAUCUCAUGAAUCACGAUGAGCUGAUGGAGGAGAAAGUAGCUUUCUACAUCAGAGAUACAAUGGAGGCACUACAAUAUCUUCACAAUUGCAGAGUGGCUCAUUUAGACAUAAAGCCAGAAAAUCUACUCAUUGACUUAAGGAUCCCUGUGCCUCGGGUCAAGCUGAUAGACUUGGAAGAUGCAGUUCAAAUCACAGGACAUUACCACAUUCACCAACUGCUUGGAAACCCUGAGUUUGCAGCUCCUGAAGUUAUCCAAGGUGUCCCUGUCUCACUGAGCACGGAUAUCUGGAGCAUUGGGGUCCUCACCUAUGUCAUGUUAAGUGGUGUCUCUCCAUUCCUGGAUGAAAGCAAAGAAGAGACGUGCAUAAAUGUGUGCAGAGUGGAUUUCAGUUUCCCGUCAGAGUAUUUCUCGGACGUGAGCCUGGCUGCCAGAGACUUCAUCAAUGUUAUCCUUCAGGAAGACUUCAGGAGAAGACCAACAGCAGCCACCUGUUUACAGCAUCCCUGGCUGCAGCCACAUACUGGCAACUAUUCCAAAAUCCCACUGGAUACCUCCCGCUUGGCUUCCUUCAUAGAGCGCCGCAAGCACCAAUAUGACGUGCAUCCAGUUCCCAAUGUUAAGAGCUUCAUAAUGAACAGGAUGAAUCCUGGAACGUAAUGCAAUAUAUUCCUGAGCUAUUACAUGACUAGUCCUAAGACCCAGAAUACAGUAUGAGCAGACAUGCUGCAGAAUCUGUCUGUAUAUAAUUCUGUAUUAAGUAUUAAUUUCAUGUGGUUCCCCAGACUGAGGGUUAUAAAUUGUACCAGUAGUUGCAGUAUCUGUCCAAUUACUCAGAACCAAAGUGAAUAUAGAUGGUUUCAGGUGGGCACAUCCAGCCUCUUGACAAGGCUAUUCUUGGGAAGCAAGAAAUCUGCCUGUUAUAGUAAAGUCCACACAACAAAGAGGGUGUUUAAGAUGAACACCAGCUGGAAGAGGGAACCAAAAUACUGUUGCCUUAUUUUUGUUAAAGGCAGCCUUAUAAGAGACCCCUGUUGGUCUUGCCGAACUGAUUUCAAAAUAUAAACGAUGGAGUUGGAGCAGAGUAGUGGGUAAAACUGGGCUGAAUCUAGGCAGUCAAUAGUUACAAUAAAUUCAAAUUGAAUUUGGAGUUUGGAGAAAUCACUGAUAACUAAGUCCUUAAUAAAGGCUGAAUUUUGUGAGCCCUCUGUACCCAGGACUCCCACUGACUUCACUGAAGAGGGCACACAAGGUCACGCUCUAUUUACAGCUUUUCUGAUGGUGUGAUUUCAAUAUUUCUUUACAGUCUUGCUCAAGCAGGCAGAAAUCCCACACAGGAUUAUAGAAUCUUUUGCUAUAUUGAGUCAACAUGCAGUACCUUUCAAAAUGACAGUUAAGGCAGUGAAUUCACUGGAGAAUAAAGCUGUUUUGACUAAGCACAAUGAGACGACGAUGGUUUUUUAAAAAAUGUUUUCUAAGCCUUGUACAGAAAUCUUUUGCAGAACCUGUGUGUUGAGAAAAGGGUGUCAAAUUUUUGCAGUAUCUGUAAACUAGAUGAUGAUGUUAACAACGAUAAUUUUUUGUAUCACAGGUUGUUCAAUAUACCUAUAUUGUGUGUACAUAUAUAAAUAUAUAAAAAGGACCCUGUUUCAUUUCUAGCUUCAAAAACUGCUUGGUCCAAAGCCAGUCAAAGUGCAGUAAGAGUAGGGAGUUUAUCCUUGUGCUUACAGCUUCAGAAUGGUUUUCUAUGUAUAAAAUUGGUUGCUGAUGUUUCCAGAUCCAUAAAUAUUUCUUCAGCUGCUUUAAGGCUCCAUCACCAAAGCAUUUGUGAGGCUAUCUUUUAUGUCCAAAGCCUAGUUAGAAAUAACAGAAUCAUCAUUCCAAGCCAACUUGCAACAUUUUCAUAUUGAUGUUAUGGUAGCAGGGCUGACUUUAAAUACAAGCAACAUGGGAAAUCUCAUAGUUCACAAGCUGGCCAAAUUUUCCCUUUUAAGCAGUAUGACUGGAGGAGUAGGCAAUACUCCCUCAUCCUGUUCCAGCAUCUUGGGACAGUUAAUAGGUCCCAACCCAGCGCAUGGUGGGGGAUCUGACUGAUCAGAUAAUCAGGAAAGGGGUAUAUCUUUCCAGGCACAUGGGUAGCUCUAUCAAUGGUGAGCUCUGCCAGUGUGCCUGGGGUAGGUAAUAUCCAAGCUCUUACCACAGCAGUUGAUAGUGAACUCUUGAUUCGCAGGGUUGGAUUUCCCAAGGCAAAAGGUUUGAUCUGCUAAUCUGUGCACAUCAUAGCCUAUCUUGAGCAAUUGCCUAGGAGCAAUAGUGAAAUCCAGUAGUGGUAAGUGGUCUGUCUGCUGGUAGUGUCCACAGGAGUCGGUAGAUCGGCAGAAAAACAGUCUCUCCAGCCCCAAAGUGACAAAAUCCCUCUGCCAGCACUGCUAAUGCCUCGGGGCUCUACCAGCCCUUGAUCCUCUUCAAAACUCAGCUCCUUCUGGGAUUUUAGAGCACUGCAUUUGUCCUACACCGUGAAACUGCACCGUCGCAAUGAAGCUAGGGCCCUCUGUGGCUGUCGGGUGGGUU